AUGUUAGAAUUGCCUGGCGGUUCAAUCGUGCAAAGCACCUGCGAAAUGAAAUCUGAUUUUGCUCUUUGCGUUAAAAAUUCACAACCUGUAAAGACGGAAAAGAUUCUUGAUAUUUUGGGAACGGACAACGUCAUUAUCACUGAUCUGAAGCCAGAGACAACUCUGAAGGAAGUUGAUGAUUUGUCAUAUCUUGGUGUAGCACCCGAAGCAAAGCGAACCGUCAGAAUACAACUUUCGGCAGUUUCAUUGGAAUGCUUGCCAUGUAAACAUAAUAUUUGUUCAACAUGUAUGGAAGAAUACAAAAUAUUGCCCAUUCCCGUUUGCCCAGCGGAAGAUUGUUCAGGAAAAGCAUCUGAGGUGGAUGAGUCCAAUCUGUGCGACGGUAUAUGUAAAAAAUACGUGGAAGAAGGCAAAUACAUAACGACAAGUUGCUGUCAAGCAAAAAUAUGCUCCGCUUGUUUCGAGACUAUUUCCGGUCGUAAAUAUUCAACAGGUGUUGAAGAAAGGUGUCCUUCUACUGAAUGCCUUAGACAUGCUGACAUAGCUCGAUGCCAAGCUGAAGUCAAAUGUAAAAACUUGCCAAUUAGUGGAUUCCCGUCAAAAGAUGAAUGCGAACACGCUAUGUGCAUUCAAUGCCUGGAGAAGAUGAUCGAUAACUGUGAAUCUGCUGGUUCUCUACCACGUUGUCCUAACGAAUCAUGCAAUGCGUUGUAUAAUGUGGAAUCCGUAAUCGCAAUGCGUGCAAUGCUACCGGCAAAAUCGGCAUUCUUCAAUAAACUUUCACUGGAUAACAACUACUAUUACUUGAUCAAGGAUGAAAUAGUUACUAGAUAUUGUGAAAUAGAUCUUAAGCAUGGCAUUGUGCCAACUUGGCGAAGCGAAGCGCCAAUUUAA
This is a messenger RNA of Brugia malayi, 894 nucleotides long. RefSeq lists its product as uncharacterized. Bases 1 to 894 code for a protein of 297 amino acids. The record is from RefSeq and is a predicted model, not a curated record. Lineage: Eukaryota; Metazoa; Nematoda; Chromadorea; Rhabditida; Onchocercidae. The transcript has 9 exons.